GUCAGCGGCUAAUUUGCUAGAAAUUACCAGGCCUCCAUUCUCUAACGUAAAGUUAUUGAUGUCUCUUACUCUGAGUCUCUUUCUCGCCCGCUUGUGCGUUUGUCCGUGAUCUGAGCUCCUCAAGGACGUAACGGGCUGGACCUCGCUGCGCAUUUUGCAAAGCUUGUUCGCCUGCUCUUCCCUGCGACUGCGGCUGCUUCUUACUUCAGCCCGGAGCAGACUCAAGCUUUCUUCGCUUGACAUAUGCUUUUACCACACUCCUUUCCUCACGCAGAGCUUCGUCUUUGUUGUUGGCAGCUACAUCCAUCCUGUAGACUUGAUUCACUAAAGCAGAUAGAAUGAGGUACGGUAAGACUCUCGAGCGCGCAAUCUAUCCACCAUGGAAAGACAAGUACAUCGACUACAAUCGCCUCAAGGUCUUGCUCAAGGAGGAUCCUUCGCGACCUGGUUCCCCAUCCACGGGUUCGGUCGACCAGGACGAUACUGACUGGAGUGAAGACGACGAGAGCAAGUUUGUCGAGGAGCUAAUAAACGUACAGCUCGAGAAGGUACACGCCUUCCAAGCUGAGACACUGCAGCGUCUACAAGACGACACUGCUGAUUGUGAGAAGAAGCUCGAGCCACUGGGAGCAAAGGCUACCGAGGAGGGCGGUGACAAGUCGGACGACGGAAAUACCGAAGGCUUAGGCGAAGAUGAACAGAGGCAAGUGCUGGGAGAGGUGCUGAAAAAGCUAGACAGCAUCACAAAGGAGACAAACGAGUUGGAGAAGUACAGUCGUAUCAACUACACUGGCUUCUUGAAGGCGUGCAAGAAACAUGACCGCAAGAGGGGCAAUGCCUACAGGGUUCGCCCGUUACUUCAGGUUAGGUUGGCGGCGCUUCCUUUCUACAAGGAAGAUUACUCGCCCCUGCUAUACAGGCUCUCUGCCAUGUACUCAUUUGUGAGACAACGCUUGGAGGGCAGGACCCACAAAGGCAUGUCCUUUGUGGAAGAGUAUCCUGGUGCCGACAGUUACGUCUCGUAUAAGUUUUGGGUCCAUCCGGACAACCUCCUCGAAGUAAAGACCAUUAUCCUCCGUCGUUUGCCUGUCCUCGUCUACAAUCCUCAGACCUCCAAGAUUGCGCAAGGGAACGAGCCGGACCCCACUGUUACCUCCAUUUACUUCGACAACUCCAAAUUCUCACUGUACAUGAAAAAGACCACACAUCAGCCGCCUGCGGAUUCGUUACGUCUUCGCUGGUAUGGUUCUCUUAGCGAAAACCCAGACAUCAUGCUGGAGAAGAAAACCAUCAAAGACGGUGACAUCAGCGAGGAGAGUAGAUUUGCCAUCAAGGAAAAAUACAUUAAGUCUUUUAUUGAUGGCGAAUAUAAGAUGGAGAAGCAAAUCUCCCGCUUGCAAGAAAAGGGUGACGAAAUCCGCGCUCUAGAGCUGAAGGAUAAAGCUGCAGAAAUCCAAGCAUUUAUUCGGGGAAACCAGCUCCAGCCCGUACUUCGGGCCAACUACUCCCGUACCGCCUUUGAGAUCCCAGGUGACGACCGGAUACGGAUAUCUCUUGACACCAAUCUAGCCUUUAUCCGUGAGGAUGCUAUCGACUACAUCCGACCCUGUCGCGAUCCGGACGACUGGCAUCGAACCGACAUUGAUGAUAAGGGUAUGGAAUACCCAUUUAAUGGCAUCCGCAAGGGCGAAAUCAACCGCUUUCCCUAUGCUGUUCUGGAGUUCAAGAUCAAAGGCGGUCGCCGCUAUGAGUGGGUGACAGACCUCAUGGCCUCUCAUCUCGUGAAGGAAGCCCCCCGUUUUAGCAAGUUCGUGCAUGGCGUCGCGGAGCUGUUCGAGGAUUACGUGAACGCGUUUCCGUUCUGGCUUAGCAUGGUAGAAACAGACAUUCGACGGGAUCCGCGCGAGGCAUUCGAGGAAGAGCAGGAACGUGUCAGGCAACUUGAGGCCGACGAUGUCGUUGUGGGGAGCUUAUUUGGCAAAUCACCUGUGGGCGGGAGCCCAUUCCGCAGGGGAUCUAGCUUUGUGCCAUUGUCUAGUCCGAAGGCCAUCGCUACUUCGUCUGCCCCCAAUAAAACUCCAGGGUCCCUGCCCAAGGUCACGGCAGAUAUGACGAGGGUCGACAAGGACACGAAUGGAAAGUCGGGCAAGGAAGACACCAUUGAGGAGGAUUCAGGCGAGGACGAUCUCCAAUCUUCUCAGGAACGCAGCGCAGAAGUAGGUGCACUGCGAUCUCUUGGCCGCCUCUUCCCCUCGUGGUCAACCUCCCGCUAUGCACGGGCACACCGCGCAGGUGGCGAGAUCUUACCCCCUGGCGUCGAGAAGCCCACAUACUGGAUCAAGGAUCAAGGCCCCGUACGCGUUGAGGCGAAAGUCUGGUUGGCAAACCAGCGUACCUUCGUCAAGUGGCAGCACAUUACUGUGCUCCUCGCUUCUCUAGGGCUAGGCUUGUAUAACGCGGCGGGCGAGACGAACGACAUCGCUCGCGCGCUUGCCAUCGUGUACACUCUUGUCGCCGUCUUCACUGGUCUGUGGGGUUGGGGCAUCUACGUGUACCGCAACCGACUGAUCCGGACGCGCAGCGGCAAGGACUUUGAUUCAGUGGCCGGUCCUGUGGCUGUAUGUGUUGGACUUUUUUUUGCCCUGAUUCUUAACUUUGCUUUCAAGUUUAAUGCUGCACUACAGACGCGAAUAAAUGAGCUGCCUGUGGCAAACUCGGCGAUCAUCCUUGGGCCAAUACCACACGCCGCAGAUCUGUGAACGAGAAGUUGAUGGACGAUGCGGACGAGAAGGUCUUUUAGGCAUAGUCGGCAAGAGAUGACCAAGCUUUACUUAAAUUUCGCCUUUUUUUUAAAAUAGGAAUUUCUUAGUCUUUAACAAAAAGGCCUUCGAACUCUUCAGGGCACAGCAUAACAAUCGAACAUGACUGUAGCGUGGGCUGAAAGCCUUCCAGAAAGGCAACAUCUUGCUUUCUCAAUUUAGAUCCUCAUCUCCAAUUCG
This is a messenger RNA of Verruconis gallopava, 2999 nucleotides long. RefSeq lists its product as uncharacterized. The transcript is spliced from 4 exons. NCBI's taxonomy places the organism in Eukaryota, Fungi, Ascomycota, Dothideomycetes, Venturiales, Sympoventuriaceae. The coding region runs from base 339 to 2759 and encodes 806 amino acids. The record is from RefSeq and is a predicted model, not a curated record. Gene Ontology annotation, cellular component: vacuolar transporter chaperone complex; fungal-type vacuole membrane.